Molecule: messenger RNA, 1128 nt
Organism: Sorex araneus (European shrew)
Lineage: Eukaryota; Metazoa; Chordata; Mammalia; Eulipotyphla; Soricidae
Gene: GPA33
Product: glycoprotein A33
Exons: 9
Coding region: 1-1119 (372 amino acids)
Cellular component (GO): plasma membrane
Source: RefSeq, a predicted model, not a curated record
AUGAGGGAGCUCACGGCGCCUGGUGGACGCGUCCGGGGUGUCCCGGGACAGGCCACGCCCCCCGACAGCCUCAGGACCCCCUGCAACGUGGGGACCGGGGACCCCUCUGGGCGGGGCCGGGCCACACCCUUUAUGGGAACCGUCUUGCUCUAUUACGGGGCUCCGCCCGCCCUGUGCACGAGACUGACCUUCCGGAAGCGGAAAGGCCUUACCCCAGGGUCCACCAUCAGCACCUGCCCCCUGUGGGCCGCAGUGGGCGCCAUCAAUGUGCAGACCCCCCCUGACAUUCUCCGGGCGGCGCGAGGGAAGAGCGUCACGCUGCCCUGCACCUACUCGACCUCAGCCAACGACCGCGAUGGCAUCUUCCGGUGGGACAAGCUCCUCCGGACUCACACGGAGACAGUGCUCAUCUGGAAGUUCGAAGACCAGCAGCCCUUCUACGGUGAUGGCUAUAGUGGCCGGGUGAACAUCUCGGCCAAGGCCGCCGAGUCGGACGCGUCCAUCACGCUCCAGGACCUCACCAUGGCCGACAACGGCACCUACGAGUGCUCCGUUUCGCUGAUGUCUGACCUGGUCGGCAACUCGCAGGCCCGCGUCCGCCUGCUGGUUCUGGUGGCCCCCUCGAAGCCCAUCUGCAGCAUCGAGGGGCAGACGGUGAUCGGGAGCGACAUCCAGCUGAGCUGCCAGUCGGAGGAGGGGUCCCCGGAGCCGCAGUACAGCUGGAAGAGCUACGACAUCCAGCACAAGGAGCGCGCGCUGGUGCCGCCAGGCACGGGGCAGAUGCUGGUCCUGAAGAACAUCUCCACGGACAUGUCGGGCUACUUCGUGUGCACCUCCCAGAACGAGGUGGGGGUGGAGACGUGCAACAUCACCCUGGCCGUGACACUGCCCUCCAUGAAUGUGGCCCUGUACGCGGGCAUCGCGGGGGGUGUGGCGGCCGCCCUCAUCAUCCUGGGUGUCGUCAUCUACUGCUGCUGCUGCCGGGACGGUGACAGUGAUGCGCAGGACGCCAGGCCGAACCGGACCAUAUACCGGGAGCCCCCGGAGCAGAUGCAAGAGCUGCCCAGGGGGCGGGGCGAGGACAGCCUCCCGCGCCGCGGGUCCCCCAGCCGCUACUAAUGACCGUCG